AUGGGCAACUUGGGACUGACCAACAAUGCAGCGCAAAUUAAAGGUGUAUUACUAGACAUCCAACAGCACUUUGGAGUCAAAGACAGUGGGGCUGGCUUGUUACAGACAGUUUUCAUCUGCAGUUUCAUGGUUGCAGCACCUAUUUUUGGUUACCUUGGUGACCGUUUCAACAGAAAGAUCAUUCUCAGCUGUGGGAUCUUCUUUUGGUCAGCUGUCACUUUUUCAAGCUCCUUCAUCACUGAACAGUAUUUCUGGCUUCUCGUGCUUUCACGAGGUUUGGUUGGCAUCGGUGAAGCAAGUUACUCCACUAUUGCUCCAACCAUCAUAGGAGACCUUUUCACCAAAAACACAAGGACCCUUAUGCUGUCUGUUUUCUACUUUGCAAUUCCUCUUGGCAGUGGCUUGGGAUACAUCACUGGGUCAAGUGUGAAGCAGGUUGCUGGAGACUGGCAUUGGGCAUUGCGGGUAUCUCCACUCCUGGGUAUGAUAACAGGGACACUUAUCUUGAUAUUCGUACCUGCUGCUAAAAGAGGAAAUGUUGAACAACUCGGGGGACAGCUGAAAGCUCGGACCUCAUGGCUAAGAGACAUGAAAGCACUGAUUAGAAACCGCAGCUACGUUUUCUCAUCACUGGCCACCUCGGCUGUCUCCUUUGCUACAGGGGCACUUGGCAUGUGGAUCCCUCUCUACCUUCACAGAGCACAGGUUGUGCAGAAGACAGUGGAGACCUGCAGUUCACAGCCCUGUGGCACCAAAGAUAGCUUGAUCUUCGGAGCGAUCACAUGCUUCACUGGUUUCCUGGGUGUAAUCACAGGGGCCGGGGCAACCAAAUGGUGCCGAUUAAAAACCCAGCGAGCUGAUCCUCUUGUCUGUGCUGUUGGCAUGCUAGGAUCUGCCAUCUUCAUCUGUCUGAUCUUCGUUGCUGCCAAGAGCAGCAUUGUGGGAGCCUAUAUUUGCAUUUUUAUCGGAGAAACUCUUCUGUUUUCAAACUGGGCUAUCACAGCAGACAUAUUAAUGUAUGUGGUCAUUCCCACACGCCGUGCAACCGCAGUGGCCUUGCAGAGUUUCACCUCACACCUCCUGGGAGAUGCUGGCAGUCCUUAUCUGAUUGGAUUUAUCUCGGACCUGAUACGACAAAGCACAAAGGAGUCCCCGCUCUGGGAGUUCCUCAGCUUGGGGUAUGCACUCAUGCUCUGCCCGUUUGUCGUUGUCCUAGGAGGGAUGUUUUUCCUGGCCACAGCCCUCUUCUUCCUAAGUGACCGAGCCAAAGCUGAACAACAGGUGAAUCAACUUGUGAUGCCGCCGGCCUCUGUGAAAGUCUGAGACGUUCCCAAUAAAGGAAACCACAUGUGGACUCCUGCUCCCACACCACCGAUCUCAAGCUUGAAGCCCUUCCGUACUGGAAACCGGUGGACCCUCCAGCUCCAUGCCAUCCUGGAAGGGUUAUCCAGGGCCAACCCAAUCACGCCGCUCCAGCCUGCGGGAUCAGGUGCCAGGAGAUGAGCGGGGCAGCCUGGAACGCAAUGCUGCUUGAGCGUAUGGACGUUCACAGGUUCCUCUGAGCAUCGAAAACAACUGUCUGCUGGACCCACGAUGUGCUACCCGAGUGAGUGACUGUAGAUUGUGUAUACGGUUUUAGUUGUAGCCAAUGAAGUACGCAUUAUUUAUAGGGCAACUUCCGUCCUAUUGAAUGCUGCUGUUCUGCCAGCAGUCCCGCACCCAGAGACUGCACUAGUUGGGGACCUUUCUGUACAUCACCUUUUCUUUAACACUGAAGGUUCAAGUCAGAUUAUUUUUUUUAAUUUAAACAUGUCGUAAGAUGCUUUAUCUCUACUGAAGAUAUUAGAUAUCAGAUAUCUAUCUACAUAUAUAUAUAUUUAGAUAAACAAUUUUUAUUUAAACAUUGGAAAUCUGGAGCUGCCUGUGCAACCACAUCAGACAUGAGUAUGUCUACAAUCUCCUCAUCUCAGCGCCCCGGUAUCGGGCACUGUAGGAAGGCUUCUAGGGGAUGACAACUUGUCCCUUGAGGCUGAGCAUUUGUUACAGAAAGACCUAGAAGGACCUUGGACAGAAAUACCUAGGGGCUCCAGCAUUUGCUCAAUAUACUAAAUUCAGCCUUGCCUGGGAGGUUCAUAGGUUUUUAAAAUACCAAAAUCCAUGCGGCUGAAUUGCUUUACCUAGGGCCUGGUAUUGUAAUACUGCUGUGCCAGUGAUGACAUGCUUUGUUUACAUGCAUAUCAUGUUACCCGUAUUGUACAUGCUAAUUCUCCCUCCGUCAGUAUUUUCAAAGCAGGUGGCUGAUAUUCUACAGUUCCCUUGGGAACAACGGUUAGCUUUUAAUGCACACAUGUGUUUUAAUGCAUAUGCACUGGGGUGUCUGUUGUAGUCACUUUUAUCUUAAUGAAGAUGCACUUGAGAUUUGCUAUGUGAAGCCAAUGUCUGAACUCCUUUAGAUUCUCAAACGCAGAGGAGUAAGGUGCCUCUGUAAAGUGGUCAGUCUGCCAUUUCACAGAAGAGUCUUGUUUCCUGCACUUGACCUUCGUAAGCCAAAUUUAUACUAUGUCAGCUUGAAGCUGUGACAGUCUGGGGAAAGAAGGAGCGCAUGAGCCCUGGAGAAAGAGCCAGGCUUCCAGAAGAAGGGCACUGGGUCAGUGAUCCCCCAGCCCCUUGUUUCUCCCCUCUCGUUUGGCACACACCUCUAAUAGGUGAACGUACUUCACUCUUGUGCUCAUGUUUAACAAAGUGGCCAUAGCUGGGGGGCAAGUAGGACUAAAUCAGCAAAGGAAAUGCCAAACCAAGACUGCAUAGGAUGCAAGUAAGUCUGGAAGCUGGCUGUCCUGAACGUGGCAUGAAUUUGUUGACAAAGGGAAGGUACUGUUAGUAAAUCUCCCAUUCACUUCCAGGAUGUGCAGUGAUCUACAGUUGUAGUAGUAGAGAUGGUGAGUAAUUCCAGUUACCAGCAGACUGGUCAGCACUCACCGCAAGAGCCAAUCUCUGCCGAGGUAGAUGUGUUUGAACAGUGGCUCCUAUAAAACGUAAAUGUUGCCUCCUUAUGAAACUCAAUAGGACUCUUCUGCAAAGGCUGCUCUUCACCUAAAAUCCCUUAACAAUGGCUUUAAGGUUUGGCUAAACAACUAGAGCCAGAAAUUUUCCUCGAGCUUCUGGGUAUCCUCUGGAGAACAGCAAAUGCUUGCUAGAAAUAAUAAAGCAAAGCAAAUCUAAAACAAUGCUUCAUUUCCCACCUCGUGCCACUAUUUACAUUGGUAGGGGAAAUGCCGACUCUGUAGUCCAGCAGCCAAACGCCUGGCUUUAAAGGCAUGUGGAUUUCUGAUUCCCAGUUUAGAAGUUAAGCUGUAUAAAAAGAAACAGAAGGCAAGCCAGCAAUUAGUCACUUCAUCUCAGAGACCAAAGGAAGACUAGCCACAUUUCCUAAAUUGUUUUUCUGCUAGGCUGUCUUUCAGCAGUAGUUUUUAUCAGUAGCA
Molecule: messenger RNA, 3482 nt
Organism: Struthio camelus australis
Lineage: Eukaryota; Metazoa; Chordata; Aves; Struthioniformes; Struthionidae
Source: RefSeq, a predicted model, not a curated record